Wickerhamiella sorbophila is the source of this 603-nucleotide messenger RNA. RefSeq names its product U2 small nuclear ribonucleoprotein B''. Bases 1 to 603 code for a protein of 200 amino acids. Lineage: Eukaryota; Fungi; Ascomycota; Dipodascomycetes; Dipodascales; Trichomonascaceae. The record is from RefSeq and is a predicted model, not a curated record. Gene Ontology annotation, molecular function: U1 snRNA binding. Gene Ontology annotation, cellular component: U1 snRNP. The transcript has a single exon. Gene Ontology annotation, biological process: mRNA splicing, via spliceosome.
AUGGACACCCUCUACAUUCGAAACUUGAAUGAAAAACUGGGUGUACAGAAGCUUAGAGCUGAGCUGAUAGCUAUUUUUGCAAGAUUUGGUACGGUUUCCGGUAUACAAGCACGUAAAACUUUGCGGCUGAAAGGACAAGCGUUUAUUUCAUUCGAACUUGCCGCCCAUGCUGAAGCUGCCCGGGAAGCAUUAAACGGCCAAACGUUUCUAGGCAAACCCCUAGACGUUCAAUUUGCCAAGAAUAGCUUAAGGGUAACAAUUGAAGGUGAAAAAGCUGCACACCCAUCUUCCCAAGGGCAUACAAAUGAGAAACACCGUUCGAAGCGUAGGUCGGAAAGCCUUCAUACGUCUCAAUCGAAGCGGCUCAAAGCAACGGAAAAGCCUAAUAAAAUUCUGUUUGUUGAGAAUCUAGCCGAAUCUAUAUCUCAGGAGGUAUUCUCGAGUGCAUUUAAUGAGCUUCCGGGAUUUGUAGAAGCCCGUUUGGUGGCUGCUCGCGCGGUUGGUUUUGUUGAGUUUCUAACAGUUGAAGACGCGAUUGCUGCCAUCAAAAAACCUCUCAUUUUCGGUGAGAAAUCAGCUCAUGUGUCUUUUGCUAAGCACUAG